This is a messenger RNA of Penicillium daleae, 645 nucleotides long. RefSeq lists its product as uncharacterized. The transcript has a single exon. Lineage: Eukaryota; Fungi; Ascomycota; Eurotiomycetes; Eurotiales; Aspergillaceae. Gene Ontology annotation, molecular function: protein binding. The record is from RefSeq and is a predicted model, not a curated record. Bases 1 to 645 code for a protein of 214 amino acids.
AUGAUUUUUGCCUACCUGGGUGACAUCCACGCGAGCCGACACCAAACGGCGGGCAGGAAGACGGACCUGGACGAGGCAGUAUCAGCUACUCGGCUGGCGAUUAGCAUCAGCACAGCUGACAAUCCCAUGUCCACGACUCUGCUGAAUAACCUGGGUAAUCUGCUGUUGCGACGGUAUAAUAAUCACACCAGUCACGAGGAUGACCUGCACCAAGCACUCGAGUAUGUGUUGCGGCCAGGGGAUUUUCUCCAAAGGAAAAGAGAGCAGAAGCAUGCCCCGAGCGUGUUGGCCACUCUUGGAGCCAUCCGCGCAUGCCUAUAUGAUCGUAUGGGGGAUGUCCGGGACCUGGAAGAAGCUAUAUUGAAGACUCGGGACUCGAUCCGGCUCGCAGCUGACUCUGCUAUAACCACUCGCGGUACCCUGUUCAACAAUUUGGGUUCGUUGCUGUGCAGGAGAUACCAGCUCACGGGCAAAGGAGAGGACCAAGAUGAGUCUAUUGUGUCUUUUGUCCGGGCACUUGAAUGUUUCCCGGAGGACACGAGAGAGAUGGUGACUUGUCUGAUCAAUUCCAGCCUGGUUCUGACCCAGCGAUAUGGCCGGACGGGACAGUUAGAUGAUUUGGGUAGCGCGUUGCACUAUACAUAG